This is a messenger RNA of Phycodurus eques (leafy seadragon), 1535 nucleotides long. Its product is annotated as serum amyloid P-component-like. The record is from RefSeq and is a predicted model, not a curated record. The transcript has 4 exons. The coding region runs from base 86 to 775 and encodes 229 amino acids. Lineage: Eukaryota; Metazoa; Chordata; Actinopteri; Syngnathiformes; Syngnathidae.
AUUGCUUUAACAACCAAGUCACAUUUAAGGACUGAUUAAAGGAAGUGCAUGUGUCUACUCGGACCUGCCGCACAGUCAAGACAAGAUGGAGAAACUCUUGGUUGUCAUGGUGAUGCUUGCAUCAUGUUGCGCAGAAACCAGAGAUCUUUCUGGCAAAGUCUUUGUCUUCCCAAGGGAGACUUCCAAAGAUCACGUCAAACUGAUGACCCCUAAAACAUCAUUCAGUGCAGUGACAGUCUGUCUCAGAUUCCUCACAGAUCUCACCAGGAACUAUGGCCUCUUUUCUCUGGCCACGCCAGCCACCAGCAAUGAAUUUGUGCUCUUCAAGUUGAACACGGACGACGUGAUCAGUAUACAGGCACGGAACAGCGGCACGCACUUCCUGUCUCUGUCUUUUCCUCCCAACUCCUGGCACACCCUGUGCUCCACCUGGAACUCUGUAAACGGCAUCGCCCAACUGUGGGUAGAUGGCAAACCCACCGUCAAGAGAUUUGUCCACUCGGAGCAGCCCAUCAGUGGCAAGCCCAUCACCAUCCUGGGCCAAGAGCAGGACACUUACGGGGGAGGCUUUGACGCCACUCAGUCCUUCAUCGGCAUGAUCUCUCGACUUCACAUGUGGGACUACGUCCUCUCGCCUAAUGAGAUCCAACGCUAUGAGGAGGACUCAAACUUCAACCCUGGGAAUGUGUUCAACUGGAAAGCCCUCGACUUUGAAAUCACUGGCAACAUUUUGGUGGAAGAUGAAGUCAUGAAGUCAUGUAGAAGCAGGCAAUAAUCGUAUCCACAUAUGGUCUACAGCAGUGGUUCUCAAACCUCAAUUAAAUAUAUAAUGUAAAUAUAUAUAUAUAUAUAUAUAUAAUAAAUAAAGUUUUAUUUGGCGUUAAUCGAAGACACUUUAAAUCGUGGCAGUUGUGUGCUGACACCCAUUUAACAUUGAAUGUGAUUGGUUAAUUCUGAACACAGCCAUCCCCAGUUAUAAGAGAGUGUGCACACUUGUGCAACCACAUCAUCUCAGUUGUUUUACUUCCCCUUUCUAAAUAUGGAUUUUUUUAAAUUGAGGUGAACAGGUUAUAGGUCACCUUAAAGGUAGAUUAUUAUUACUUUUUUAAAAAUGAUUUAUCUCAGUGUAAUUUUUUAUAUAUCCCAAAAUCCUGGCAUUUGAACGGGGUGUGUAAACGUUUUAUAUCCACUGUAUGUCACAGUUAUAUCAGAAUUUUUAAUUGGCGCAAAGCUAAGGCUUGUGGACCCCAGUUCGAGAAUCACUGCUCUAACGAAAACCGGAUGAUUAAAAAAAUACGGCCUCGCUCAAUAAAAUGAACACCUAAACAACUUAGUUAACAUCUUUUACCGCUGCCCACGAGAUCCCCCAAUGCAGGACACCGUCCAUCGACUCAUCGGGAGCAUGCCUCAGGCCUUGUAGGGCGUGCAUACAGUCGCGUGGAGGCGAUCUGCAUGAGUCAUACGUGUUGAUGUGUCCUGAUGAAAGCAAAUUGUGAUGGCAUUUUUCACGGUAUUGACUCAGAAUGCAUAAAAGA